AUGGAGGAAUCAUCCAAGGUAGUCUUAAAUGAUAACUGUUCAGCCUCAAUGUUAAACAAACUACCAAAGAAAAAAGGUGAUCCAGGUAGCCUAACCAUUCCUUGCCAAUUCGGGAAUUUAGCCACUAGCUAUGAAUUGGCCGAUUCGGGGGCAAGUGUGAACCUCAUGCCAUACUCUUUCUUUAAAAAGCUACACCUUCUGGAACUGAGACCAAUCCGAAUGGCGAUCCACUUAGCAAACAAGACGGUGACAUUCCCGAGAGGUAUAUGUGAAGAUUUAUUGGUAAAAGUCGAUAAGUUUGUCUUUCCGGCAGAUUUCAUUGUGCUAGAUAUGGAGGAGGACCACCAAGUGCCAAUAAUCCUUGGAAGACCAUUUUUGAAUACCACGGGUGCCAUAAUAGACAUACGAGACUCAAGGAUUACCCUUUGA
This is a messenger RNA of Lactuca sativa (garden lettuce), 429 nucleotides long. RefSeq lists its product as uncharacterized. The record is from RefSeq and is a predicted model, not a curated record. NCBI's taxonomy places the organism in Eukaryota, Viridiplantae, Streptophyta, Magnoliopsida, Asterales, Asteraceae.